Syngnathoides biaculeatus (alligator pipefish) is the source of this 1768-nucleotide messenger RNA. Its product is annotated as protein C19orf12 homolog. NCBI's taxonomy places the organism in Eukaryota, Metazoa, Chordata, Actinopteri, Syngnathiformes, Syngnathidae. The record is from RefSeq and is a predicted model, not a curated record. The transcript has 3 exons. Bases 253 to 690 code for a protein of 145 amino acids.
GCCGGUCAAACUAAGCAUUGCUCAAUGCUAAGUCGGUUGGAGACAACACGGAAAUAUGUCCCGUAGCACGACGCCCAGAGUCUUGUCCGAUAGCAUUAGACAUUUAGAAGGUGAAAAUAAAUGAAGGUACGUGGAGAAAUUAGAUAAACUCGGCAAAGAGGACCGGUAUUUAAUGCCGAAAUCAAUUAUUUCAACGAUAAGGAAUUGGACUGUUAAUUCGCUUCCGUUUAUCUUGCACAACUGGAUAUACACAUGGAUCUGAAAAUGUGUCAUCGGCUUGGAGAUAUGAUGAAGCUGUGCUGUGAAUUAUCUGCUGAUAAGCAGAUCCAGACCACAGUGAAGGGUUCCAGCAAGGGUGCAGCAACAGCUGGAGGUCUGGCCUUUGCUGGUGGCUUGGUUGGGGGUCCUCUUGGCAUUGCAGUAGGCGGUGCUGUUGGAGGACUUCUUGGCUGUUGGUUGACCAGCGGUCAAUUCAAACCUCUUCCUCAGGUCAUUAUGGAGCUCAGUCUUCAGCAGCAGCAGAAGUUGUACGCUGACCUGGUCGCCAUCCUUGGAGACAUUCAAUGGACUGAUGUGGCACAGCUCACUGCUCUUGUCAUGAGCAACAGUAGUCUGAAGCAGCAACUGACGGCAGCCCUUCUUGGCUAUGUCACCAAGGAGCUCCAAGCAAAUGUGCACUAUGUGGAUUAGUGUGGGAGUCCUCAGGCUCUAUCUACACCCUGACUGUGUGAAAAGGACAUGACUUUUUGCGUCUGCACAUACAGAGGCUUUGAAAUGCUCUCCAAAAACAGCAGUAGAGAAUACUUUCUUAUACUGAUGACAUUUAUUUCAAGUUAAUCAGCUGUGGCAUUUAUUUUAUGUAUCCAUCCUUUCAUUGUCAGUACCGUUUAUUCUCACUAGGGUCUCAAAUGUGCUGCUGCCUAUCUCAGAUGACUCUGGGUGAAAGGCGGGGUACAUCGUGACCUGGCCGCCAGCUAAUCCAAGGGCACAUAUAAACAGCCAUUCGUGCUCACGUUCACACCUACAGACAAUUUAGAUUCUUCAUUCAACCCGCCAUGCAGGUUUGUUCAUGUGAGAGGAAACCGUAGUACCUGGAGUAAAUCCCACACGGGCAGAGGGAAACCAUCCAAACUACAGGCAAGGCUGGAUUUAAACCCGCGUCCUCAGAACUGUGAGGCAACCGUGCUAACCAGUUGUCCACCAUUUCGCCUUAUUUAUUUGCUUUUUCCUUAAGAGUGCACCUCUGUAAAAUUUUCUUCUUGCCAAAUUUUGAAUUUGUUAUCUAGUCAUUUCUUGUUAUUUCCAGCCAGCCAUAAAGCCUAUAUAAACAUGGUGAAAAAUACACAACACUCCCCCAACCUGAUUGCAUAUAGAAUAGAAUCAACUUUAUUGCCAUGAACAUAUGCACACAUUUUUGGUCUUUUUUUCCUGAACUCAACCCAUCACAGCACUGGACACAGGAAGCACACUUAUGACACACUGACAUGUAUGGCAUGAUUUUUAGUAUGUUUUUAAUUGAAAAAAAAAAGGAAGCCAGAAUGGACCCAUUUGAUUUUUCACCAUGCGUCAUGAUGUUGACCUUGAUGGAUUUUUGUAACUCCUGGUAUUAAAAUCCUCUCGAGGCAUUCGUUUUGGAGAAGAAGCAGGAAGUGAGUUUUUUUCCAGAUGUCAACACUAGCGGGUUCUUCUGUUUAUACCAGUUUUACCUGCGGGAAAGUAGCUGCUUUUUACUUGCAUGUUAGCCAAAAUGCCGUGUCGUAUUGCUAGA